[Candida] anglica is the source of this 4356-nucleotide messenger RNA. The record is from the annotation of a GenBank genome assembly. Lineage: Eukaryota; Fungi; Ascomycota; Pichiomycetes; Serinales; Debaryomycetaceae.
GAAAAUUUGGCUGUAAAAAAACAGACACCACUCCACAGUAUUCUAGAGAUUGUAUCACUAAGAUAUGAGUGACUCCGAAUCAGAUUACGUCUCCGAUGAGUCGUUUUCAGAAGAGAUCGCACCUUCAAAGAAUGAUUCUUCCAGAACUGGCACGCCUCCAAGUGCGCCCAACGCAAGGAAGGGGAAUGCAUCAGAACAAUACAAGAAGUUAUCUCAAUUGGAUCAUAUUUUGAUCAGACCAGACACGUACAUUGGGUCUGUCGAGAAGACCCCCAUGGAGAUGUGGUGCUUUGACGCGCAGACAGAGUCCAUGGUGUACAAGGAAGUGACCAUUGUUCCAGGGCUUUACAAAAUUUUCGAUGAAAUUUUGGUGAAUGCUGCUGAUAAUAAAAUUAGAGACCCAUCGAUGAAAAACAUCCGGGUCAAGUUAGACGCGGAGCUGAACACAAUUGAAGUUACCAACGAUGGUCGUGGUAUCCCAAUCGAGAUCCAUGACAAGGAAAAGAUCUACAUUCCAGAAUUGAUUUUUGGUAAUUUAUUGACAUCUUCAAAUUAUGAUGAUGAUGAGAAAAAGGUGACUGGUGGACGUAACGGGUACGGUGCCAAACUUUGUAAUAUUUUCUCCAAUGAGUUCCAUUUGGAAACUGCCGAUCUUAAUACCCAAUCGUUAUAUAAGCAGACAUGGACUAAAAACAUGUCUCAGGUGGGAAAACCAAAGAUUACCAAGUUGAAAAGUAAGAAGGAGUACACCAAGGUGACAUUCAAACCUGACUUAGCCAGGUUUGGAAUGGAAACUUUGGAUGAACAAACCCUUUCAGUCAUGAGAAGAAGAGUCUACGAUUUAUGUGGGACUGUAAAAGAUUGUAAUGUUUAUUUGAAUGACAAAAAAUUGAAUAUCCGUAAUUUCAAGGGUUAUGUUGAAAUGUACGUUCAAGCCAUCAAACAGAAAGGUGGCGACCAAGAAGAGUCCGAAGAAGAUAAGAAGGCUCUUACCAUUGUACACGAAGUGAUCAAUGACCGGUGGGAAUUGGCAUUUGCUGUUAGUGAUGGAGUUUUCAAUCAAGUCAGUUUUGUAAAUUCUAUUGCAACUACAAGUGGUGGUACACAUGUCAAAUAUAUUUCCGAUCAAAUCAUCAACAAACUUGUUGAAGCGAUUUCUAAGAAAGAGAAGGGUAAAAAGAAACUUAUGAUUAAACCAUGGGAAGUAAGAAAUAAUAUGUUUUUGUUUGUUAAUUCUCUUAUUGAAAACCCAGCGUUUACAUCCCAAACAAAGGAACAACUUACAACGAAAACCAGUCAAUUUGGAGGUAAAGUGACUGUUAGUGAUGUUUUCAUUAAUAAGAUUUUGAAGACUAGUAUUGUUAAUAAGAUUAAAGAAAUUUCAACCAGAAAUGAAGACAAACAACUUCAGAAGGAUGAUGGUAGUAGAAGACUGAGAAUCAAGGGACAAGUCAAGUUAGUUGAUGCCAACAAGGCCGGAACAAGUCAAGGUUAUAAGUGUACCCUUAUUUUGACAGAAGGUGACUCCGCGUUGUCGUUAGCAGUGGCUGGGUUAACCGUGGUUGGUAGGGAUCAUUAUGGAUGUUUCCCCUUGAGAGGUAAACUUUUGAAUGUUAGAGAAGCUCUGACAGAUCAAGUGUCCAAAAAUGCUGAAAUUACUGCACUUAAGCAAAUUAUUGGUUUGCAACAUAAAAAGCAUUAUACUCCAGAUAAUAUCAAAACUCUUAGAUAUGGCCACAUCAUGAUCAUGACCGAUCAAGAUACUGAUGGUUCCCAUAUUAAGGGGUUGAUCAUUAACUUCUUGGAAACCAGUUUCCCAGGUUUACUUGAAAUUCCAGGAUUUCUUCUUGAAUUUAUUACUCCCAUUAUCAAGGUAUCUAUCAAGGGUCGUGGAAGUGCUGCUCAAGUUAUCCCAUUCUAUAACAUGCCAGAUUUUGAAAAUUGGAGAUCAAAUGAAGGAGCAACCUGUAGAUGGAGUCAUAAGUAUUAUAAGGGGUUAGGUACUUCUACUCCUAAAGAAGCAAUUGAGUACUUUUCUGCCUUGGAUAAACAUUUGAAAGAAUUCCAUGCCUUGCAAGGUGAUGAUAAGGAGUUAAUUGACUUGGCAUUUUCAAAAAAGAAAGCAGAUGAAAGAAAGGAUUGGUUACAAGGAUAUCUUCCAGGAACCCAUUUGGAUCCUACUUUGGUGGAAAUUCCUAUUAGUGAAUUCAUUAACAAGGAGUUGAUUUUAUUUUCAAUGGCUGAUAAUAUUAGAUCUAUCCCAUCUGUAUUAGAUGGUCUUAAACCAGGUCAAAGAAAAGUUUUAUUUGGAUGUUUUAAGAAGAAUCUCAAACAAGAAAUUAAGGUUUCGAGUUUGGCAGGUUAUGUUUCUGAUAUUACCGCUUAUCAUCAUGGUGAUCAAUCUUUGGUACAAACUAUUAUUGGUCUUGCCCAAAACUUUAUUGGAUCAAAUAAUUUGAAUGUAUUGAAGCCAAAUGGUGCCUUUGGUACUAGAGCUGCAGGUGGUAAGGAUUUCUCUGCUGCGAGAUAUAUUUUUACCGAAUUAAAUGAAAUAACCAGAAAAGUCUUUAACCCUCUUGAUAAUCCAUUAUUAACAUAUGUGCAAGAUGAUGAGCAAACCGUAGAGCCUGAAUGGUACUUACCAGUAUUGCCUAUGGUUUUAGUCAAUGGUGGUGAAGGUAUUGGAACUGGUUGGUCCACUAAUAUUCCUCCUUACAAUCCGAUUGACAUCGUCAAUAAUAUUAGAAGUUUGAUGGAUGGUAGAGAAAUGGAACCUAUGACUCCUUGGUUUAAGGGAUGGGAGGGUGAUAUUGAACCCAAUGGUGACAGAUUUAAGGUAAUGGGAAGAAUUGAACAAAUCGACGAAACUACUCUUGAAAUUACUGAACUUCCAGUUAAAACUUGGACAAAUUCUAUGAAGGAAUUUUUAUUGUCGGGAUUAGGAACCGACAAAGUUAAACCAUGGAUUAAGGAUUUUGAAGAAUAUCAUGGUCUGAAUAUUAGAUUUGUGGUGAAAUUAUCAACUGAAGAAAUGGCCAAGUCAUUGAGAACUGGUUUAAUGGAAAGGUUUAAGUUGAUUUCAUCGGUCAGUUUAUCUAAUAUGGUUGCAUUUGAUCCACUUGGUAGAAUCAAAAAAUAUGAAACACCACAAGAAAUCUUAAAAGAUUUCUAUUACGUUAGAAUGGAAUAUUAUCAACGUAGAAAAGAUUUUAUGGCUGAAGAUUUACAAGAUCAAUUGACUAGAUUGAGUGAACAGGCCAGAUUUAUUAAAUUAAUUAUCGAGAAACAAUUGUCUGUUUCCAACAAGAAGAGAUCUGAAUUGGUUGAAAAGUUACAAGAGCUUAAAUUUGUUCGCUUCGAUAAACAUGGAAAGCCUGUUAAAGAUUCUGAAGUUUCAUCACUGUUAGUUAAGGCAGAAGAAUUAGCAGAUGAAGAAGAAUUGGAAAUUCAAAGAGAAGGUGGAGAUCUUGGAACCGCCAGUAUUACAGCAAAUCCAGACGACACUUCUGAAAAUAGACCAGAGACAGUCUAUUCCACUUAUGAUUACUUGUUAGGUAUGGCAAUUUGGUCUUUAACUAGAGAAAGAUAUUUGAAGUUGAUGCAACAAAGAGAUAACAAAGAAAGCGAACUUACAGAAUUAUUGAAACUAUCUGCUAAGGAUCUUUGGCAUAGAGAUUUGGAUGAUUUUGUUGAAAGUUGGGAAAUCUUCUUGGAGAAUGACCGCCGUGAAAGAGCAAACAUGAAACCAAUGAAAGGUGGGGCCAAGAAAAGAGGUACAAAGAGAGCCGUAAAGAAGGAAAGCUCACUGGAGCCACCAAAGAAAAAGCCAGCUACAAAGAAAAUCACCCCACCUAAAUCAAGCACUCCAGCAGCGAUUAAAAAGGAAUCAACACCAGAUAUUAUUUCCAGUUUGAAGAAGGUAACACCUGUGGUUAAGAAGAAGGAAGUGGCACCUCCACCUCCGAAAAAGGUUGCACCAAAGAUCCCAUCUAUGUUUAGUGAAAGUGAAGAUGACGAAAUCUUGGGUACCAGUUUUUCCAAACCAAUAACUGAAGAUAUUCCAGAUAUUCCAAGUACGAAAACUCCGUCAUCGACCAAGAGAAAGAAUCUAACUUUAGCAGACGAGGUUGCAGAUUUAGUAGUGUCAGACACAGAACUUGAAAACAUUCCAAAACGUAGAACAACUAAAAAAGCAGCACCUAAAUAUAAGAUUGAAUACAUCAGCGAUGAUGAAGAUGAUUUUUCUGAUGAAGCAGAUGGUGAUAGUGAUGAUGUAUAUGAAGAAGAUUGAGAGAAGUUUUGGGUUAAUUAGUGUAAUUAUUGUUUAUAAAGUGAAAUAUAGAGCAGGAUGAAAUA